This is a messenger RNA of Penicillium atrosanguineum, 1392 nucleotides long. Its product is annotated as putative guanine deaminase. Bases 1 to 1392 code for a protein of 463 amino acids. Gene Ontology annotation, cellular component: cytosol. Gene Ontology annotation, biological process: guanine metabolic process. NCBI's taxonomy places the organism in Eukaryota, Fungi, Ascomycota, Eurotiomycetes, Eurotiales, Aspergillaceae. The record is from RefSeq and is a predicted model, not a curated record. Gene Ontology annotation, molecular function: guanine deaminase activity; zinc ion binding. The transcript has a single exon.
AUGGACUUGCUGGACAAACACUCCUCGCCGGCAUCAGGAUUGCCUCUGGCUUUCCACGGCACGGUGAUACACUCACGCUCUCUCAAUGAGCUCGAGAUUUUGGAGAACUGCUUCGUUCUGGUGGAUAAGGCGGGCAAGAUCCAAGCGCUGCAACCAGAUGUGGAGUCGAGCAAGAUCAAUACCAUCGUGUCAGACAACGGAUACGCCCCCGACGUAUUCCCCAUCAAACGCCUACGGCGUGGCGAGUUCCUGUGUCCCGGAUUUGUUGACACUCACAACCAUGCACCACAAUGGACUCAACGCGGCGUUGGGCGUGGGCAGACCUUAUUGGAUUGGCUGGAGAAUGUCACUUUUGCCCAUGAAUCCAAAUUCGAGGAUCAAGACUAUGCGAUUCGUACAUACUCCUCUUGCGUGGCAGGCUUUCUCCAGCAAGGUAUUACCACGGCAUCGUAUUACGGAUCUCACCAUGGUAAGGCGAGUCGUAUCCUGGCCGACAUUUGUUUUGAGAAGGGUCAGCGUGCCCUCGUGGGCAAGUGUAACAUGAAUCGAAAUGCCCCCGACUGGUAUCGAGACUCUUCGAUUGAUGACUCGCUGCACGAAACGCGCGGAUUGAUCCAGCACAUUCAGGAUCUCGACCCGGAAUCUCGACUGGUGAAGCCUGUUCUGACUCCGCGCUUUGCCAUUUCGUGCGAUCCAGGACUUCUGUCGGGUCUUGGCGAUAUUGCCCGGGAGCAUCCGCUGCUACCUAUUCAGACCCAUUUCAACGAGGCGAAGCAGGAAAUACAGUUCACCCGUCAAUUAUUUCCAGACUUUCGUACAGAAGCUGAACUAUACAAAGAAUUUGGAUUAUUGAAUGACCGGUCUAUUCUGGCCCAUUGUAUCUUCUUGGAGGAGGAAGAGAUUGUUGCUCUCAAGGAGCUUGGCUGCGGGGUCUCCCACUGCCCGAUCUCAAAUACAACCAUGCAGGAGUUUAUGGUUGCACCAAUACGAGAGUACUUACGACGUGGAAUCAAAGUUGGACUGGGUACCGACAGCGGCGGUGGGCAUUCGUCCUCGAUGUUGGAAGUCAUGAAACAGGCAUUUGUGGUUUCGGUUGCUCGGCAGACACUUACUAACGGCCAAGACCCUGCAUUGUCUCUAUCAGAAGGAUUCUUCUUGGCCACUUUGGGGGGCGCUCAAGUCUGUGGCCUGGACGAAAGGAUUGGAAAUCUCAUUGUGGGAAAGGAAUUCGAUGCACUCGAGAUUCACACUAUCAAUCUUGAAUAUCCGGGAGUAAUGACGCCCGUUGAAGAUGAAGACUCGAUCUCGGUCAUCUUCGAGAAGUUUCUGAUGACUGGCGACGAUCGAAACAUUUCUAAGGUAUAUGUACGCGGUCGGUCGGUCAAGGUCUGA